ACGCCCGGCCACCUCAGCCAGGGUUUCUUUACCUUAUUCUUGAUCCUUCUAAAAUAGUUAUUAGCCUUUUUUCCAUCCUGAUCAUUUUCACUUGCAAUUUCCUCUACAUGGCCUUUCUUUGCUUCCUCUCAAGUUAAUACUCUGUAUCAACAGUUUUCAGUGGACCAACCAACGGGGCAAGGUGUUCGCUAGCCCUAAAACCAGGCCUUGGAUCUCCAUAGUCACCUGAAACGUUUGCUAAAAAUCUCAUUUCCAAACACCAGGGGGUGUCUGUCUAUCCCUCUAACUAUCCUACCCUUAGGUAGAGAUUAGUCCUAAACCUUUUCCUCACCCGUUUUCACUGCUUCUGCACUAGAUCUCUUUCCCUCCUUCUCAAGGUAGAAAUUAGUCCCAUUUUCCUCACUCCUUUUCACUGCUUUUACAAACGCAAAAUUUCUCCAUCACAAAACUUUUUGAGUCCACAAAAGUUUUUUAUUGCAGUUUCUCUCUUUGGCUCUCAUUCUCUCUGGACAAGCUUGUCUUUUUUUUUUUUUUUUUAAUUUAUAAAAUAUGUUUUUUCAUAGAGACAGAGUUUCACCACAAGCUUGUCUUUUCCUUUGCGCACCCUUCGGUCUCUGCAUCGUCCACACGCGCCUUUGCUCCCCAGCUCUUCCUUUCGCUACCUGUCUUCCACCUCUGUGGGCUUCGUGGUUGUCUUUCAGGGUAGUCUUUAUGUACACGUCUCUGAACCUCUUUAUGCAUCUGCCUUCUUCUGUCUUCCUCUAUAUGGCUUUCUCCUUGUCUCACCAUUUCUGUGCCAGUCUCUCUCCAUCUCUCCCACAGUCCCCAGGCUGGGAACAAAGUCACGGUGCUAGCGCAGAACAUGACUCCGAUCGUCCGGUUCUGGACCGCGACGUUCCACCAUGCCCCUCCGCGCAUUCCAACUGCAGACAAAGAGUCCCCGACCCCUCCCCCCCACACUCUUUCCUGUUCCAAUUCUUGAGUGUUGUAGGAGUACCUGCCACAACUGCCCCUGCCCGCCUCUCACGUCCAGUCCGCGGGCCUCCACAUCCAGGGCAGUUAGCGCCAGCGCCCCUUCUGCACACACCAACGAUCCCUGCGCAGACACCCCCGGCGCUCGCGCACACACAGCGCUCCGCCCUCCCAGGAAAGUAGAUCCGGCCAGGCAGACAAAAGUUUGGGACACAAGUUCGGUUUGCGGCGAGCGUGAGAGUGAGGGGGGCGGGGGCCGGGGAGAGUGGGGCAGUUGGGCGAGUCGACGCGUGAACAGAUAGACCUGCGGACCGGACAGCCGCGGCCGGAGGCCCUGCCAGCCCCUCUCACCCACAGAUGCGUGGGGGGACGCAGCCCCUCCCGCUGGGGGAUGCUGUGCGAUUCCUGGCGCCGGGCAUCCGGGCCGCCAGCUAAGCCCCUGUGCCUCCCCUGUCCCCCUGGGGAUCCAGAGUCCGGCUGCACGGAAAGAGAAUCGGCCGCAGAGACGCUGCAGGGUGCUGGGCGGGGUAGGGACGAGAGGCCCCAGGCCCGAGGGCAUGGAGCGGUUAGGAGAGAAAGCCAGUCGCCUGCUGGAGAAGUUCGGCCGCAGAAAGGGCGAAUCUAGCAGGUCUGGGUCCGACGGCACCCCCGGGCCGGGCAAGGGGCGCCUAAGUGGGUUGGGGGGACCUAGGAAGUCAGGGCCCCGAGGAGCUACUGGGGGACCUGGGGAUGAGUCGUUGGAGCCGGCCCGGGAGCAAGGUUCCCUGGACGCUGAGCGAAAUCAGCGCGGCUCCUUUGAGGCACCGCGCUACGAAGGUUCCUUUCCUGGGGGGCCGCCACCCACCCGGGCCUUGCCUCUACCUCAGUCAUUGUCCCCCGAUUUUCGGCUGGAACCCGCAGCCCCGGCCUUAAGCCCCCGCUCCAGCUUUGCCAGUAGCUCGGCCAGCGACGCUAGCAAGCCGUCCAGCCCCCGGGGCAGCCUGCUGCUGGACGGGGCGGGGGCUGGCGGAGCUGGAGGGAGCCGGCCCUGCAGCAAUCGCACCAGCGGCAUCAGCAUGGGCUACGACCAGCGCCACGGGAGCCCCUUGCCCGCGGGGCCGUGCCUUUUUGGCCCACCCGUGGUAGGAGCACCAGCAGGCUAUUCUCCCGGAGGAGUCCCGUCCGCCUACCCGGAGCUCCACGCCGCUCUGGACCGAUUGUACGCUCAGCGGCCCACGGGGUUCGGCUGCCAGGAAAGCCGCCACUCGUAUCCCCCGGCUCUGGGCAGUCCUGGAGCUCUAGCCGGGGCUGGAGUGGGAGCAGCGGGGCCCUUGGAGAGACGGGGGGCGCAACCCGGACGACACUCUGUGACCGGCUACGGGGACUGCGCCGCGGGCGCCCGGUACCAGGACGAGCUUACAGCGUUGCUUCGCCUGACGGUGGGCACUGGUGGGCGAGAAGCCGGCGCCCGCGGGGAACCCUCGAGUAUUGAGCCGUCGGGUCUCGAGGAGCCGCCAGGUCCUUUCGUUCCGGAGGCCGCCCGGGCCCGGAUGCGGGAGCCGGAGACCAGGGAGGACUACUUCGGCACCUGUAUCAAGUGCAACAAAGGCAUCUAUGGGCAGAGCAAUGCCUGCCAGGCCCUGGACAGCCUCUACCACACCCAGUGCUUUGUCUGCUGCUCUUGUGGACGAACUUUGCGUUGCAAGGCUUUCUACAGUGUCAAUGGUUCUGUGUACUGUGAGGAGGAUUAUCUGUUUUCAGGGUUUCAGGAGGCAGCUGAGAAAUGCUGUGUCUGUGGUCACUUGAUUUUGGAGAAGAUCCUACAGGCAAUGGGGAAGUCCUAUCACCCAGGCUGUUUCCGAUGCAUUGUUUGCAACAAGUGCCUGGAUGGCAUCCCCUUCACAGUGGACUUCUCCAACCAAGUGUACUGUGUCACCGACUACCACAAAAAUUAUGCUCCUAAGUGUGCAGCCUGUGGCCAACCCAUCCUCCCCUCUGAGGGCUGCGAGGACAUCGUGAGGGUGAUAUCCAUGGACCGGGAUUAUCACUUUGAGUGCUACCACUGUGAGGACUGCCGGAUGCAGCUGAGUGAUGAGGAAGGCUGCUGCUGUUUCCCUCUGGAUGGGCACUUGCUCUGCCAUGGCUGCCACAUGCAGCGGCUCAAUGCCCGACAGCCCCCUGCCAACUAUAUCUGAGCUUCAGUCACUGCUGCUGCCGUCACCACCGCUGACAAACUGCUCUGGCCAGUGGGCCCCUCUGAGGCCAGCCAAGGCAAAUAAUGCACUCUACAGGCCUGGCAGAAGAGUCCUCUGGGGAGGACCCCAAGGCCAGAGACCCAAAGAUCAUGACAUUCCAAAUGGAUUGUGGAGGAGAAACUUUAUAUUUACCAGGGUGGGGGUGACUGGCCUUUUUUCCAUGUGUGCAGCCUGAGCUUAGGUACACACAGGAGGGUUCCAGUACUUUCUCAACAUCUGAUUCUGUAUCUUCAGUAUAUAUAUAUUUUGUUUGUUUGUUUUAGAGAUGGGAUCUCACCAUGUUGCCAAGGCUAGUCUUGAAUUCCUGGGCUCAAGCGAUCCUCCCACCUUGGCCUUCCAAAGUGCUGGGAUUACAGGUGUCAGCCACUGUGUCUGGCCUAGUAUGUGAUUGUUUAUGAAUCAUGCAAUGUUCUGGUCCCAGAUUCCAAGAGUAGAGGACCUAGCUUUAAAUCAACUAGUUUCAAUGAAACUGACUAGAAACAAAUCAAAGUGUAUUGCUCCCUUCAGCCCCCCAAACCCCAGAGUUUUGGGGUUGUGGUUGAUGCAUUGUGGGACCCCUCUGAGAGGUGGCAAUUCUAGGGUGGUGAGGUCCUGCUAGGCAACCAAAUUUAAGCUCCUCACUUUUUUGUGACACAUGGUGUCAGAUAGGGUGUCUUCCAGGUGCUUACCACCAUAAGCACCUGUAUCUGGGUAAAGAGGUAGAAACUCUGAACCUCAUUAACGAGUUAUUUCUUGGCCUUCUUCUAAGGACUAGGAGAGCUCCUCAUCUAUCUGCUGAGAAUGGGGACCAGCUCUGAGUGGGCUUGCUGCCUGUAUUCCUUGUUUCUCAGGGACUCACGUGGGUCUGGGGAGGCUAGGUGAGUGCUUGUACUUGGUUGCUCUUCUCCUUGGCUGGGGGAGGUAAUGGGUGUGUUCAUACACACACACACACACACACACACUCUCUCACACUCUUACUGUCUUCUCAGGUCACUCUUAGUUUCCUAGUAGUAGCUCACCUGCCACCUCUCAGAGUGGCCCCAGCUUGUAUCCAUCACAAAAACUAGAGUUGGGGGGAACUGGAGGGAGCAAAACACUGGUUUGGUACUAGUCAGUUUGCCUGAAAUUAGUUCACCUAAAGCUAGAUCUCUUAAAACCAAUUUACUGAAAACUUGUUUGCUUAAAGUGAAUGACUUAAUGACUAAUUUGCCAAAAGCUCAAUUCCUAUUUUGGUGUGUUUGUAUCCAUUUAGGUGUCCUACUGUUUUUUGUCAUGCUUUGGGUAUUUCGAGGAUUUAUAUCUACUCAUCCAAGAGUACUUCCGAGUUAUUAGCAGCAACAUAAAUUUAUCAAAUUUGCAGCACUUUGUGAAUGAUGAGAUUGCUUCCUACCUUUAUGGAUGUCUUUUUCUAUGUUAUCUACUUUUCAAAAACUUUUUUGAAAAGUUUAAAGUUUCUAGCAAUAAAUAUAAUUGGUGCAGACAUUUUGUGUAUCAUUUUUUUUUGUUUCUUAAUCCAAUAUUCCUUUACAAAUUAAAUGCCUUGAAAAAUGUAAUGGAGUUCAAUGUGAUUUUGAUGCUUUGGUCUAACUUCUACAUUCCUACUAUUAAAAUGCCAGUAUAUCUUAAAUAGGCAUGAGGCAUAUUCAGUUGACUUACAAUUAAAGGUUAUACAGACAACAGUAAUAAAAAGUAAAAGGGUGAAUCUGCUAAAUCCUUUUGAAAUGCUGCAGAUUUGAUAAAUAUUUAUUUUAGACUAAUUGGCUUUAGGUGAAUUGGUUUUAGGCAAAUUAAUCUAGCAAUCUUUGAUCUUUAGUCUUCGUUUUCUGUCACUCAGUGAAUUUCAUACUGGAAAUGAUGACUCCUGAGAACAGAAAUUCCACAUUUGGGGGCUAUUCUAAGAUGACUAUGCCAGCCGACCUGGGAAAUACAUAGAAGAGACCUGUAAGUGAGAGGGAAAGAGUUCAGAUUCAUACAAUGAGUGCCAGAGGGAGAAAUGAACCUUGUUGGAGAGAGAAAUGUUCUGAAACUGAAUUACUGCUUGUUCAGCUGAGAUUGCAUCUUCUGAAUUAUUAUUAUCAAAUAAGUGACUACAAA
Molecule: messenger RNA, 5279 nt
Organism: Sapajus apella (tufted capuchin)
Lineage: Eukaryota; Metazoa; Chordata; Mammalia; Primates; Cebidae
Gene: AJUBA
Product: ajuba LIM protein
Exons: 8
Coding region: 1530-3146 (538 amino acids)
Biological process (GO): response to hypoxia; negative regulation of hippo signaling; positive regulation of miRNA-mediated gene silencing
Cellular component (GO): nucleus; P-body; adherens junction
Molecular function (GO): transcription corepressor activity
Source: RefSeq, a predicted model, not a curated record